This is a messenger RNA of Oncorhynchus mykiss (rainbow trout), 1620 nucleotides long. Its product is annotated as nucleoporin NUP42. The record is from RefSeq and is a predicted model, not a curated record. Gene Ontology annotation, molecular function: metal ion binding. NCBI's taxonomy places the organism in Eukaryota, Metazoa, Chordata, Actinopteri, Salmoniformes, Salmonidae.
GACCCGCGACAUUCCUUCAUGUGGAUUUUCAAAAUGGCGUAAUCUGAAAGAAAACAAUGUGGUGUUGAAAACUAUUGUGGGGAAACGAGAGGAUUUCAUUUCAUUCACCGCACCGGUAAUUAUAAAUCCUGCCACACUAUGACGGUGUGCAACUUUUGGAUGCAAGGCCGGUGUCGAUAUGGCGACAAGUGUUGGAAUGAGCACCCAAAAGGAGGAGGAGGGGGAGGAGGAGGAAAUUACAACAACCGUCCCCCUCAACAGUCCAACAGAGGUGGAGGUGGAGGAGGUGGCGGAGGAUUUGGGAACAGAGUGUGGGUGAACCCAGCUCAGAGGUCUGGAGGAGGAAGCUACGUCCAGCCGUCAUCCUUCUCCUCCCAGCAGGGUGGGGAUGACUGGGGUAGAGGGGGAGGAAGAGGUGGGGGAGGUGGUGGCAACAACUGGGGUCCAGGCGGAGGAGGAGGAGGAGGAAGAGACAGCCAAGUCAAGAGUUCCAGUUUCAGUUUUGCAGCCGCCUCUCCAAACCACAACAGAUUUUCUGCCUUGAGCACACAGAGCACCUACGAGAGGGGGGGGAGUGAAGGGGAGGACAAUGAAAAACACUUAGAGACCAUCCAGAAAUAUAUGGAGAUCUGGGAGACUUCAGGCCAAUGGCUUUUUUCCUGUUACUCUGUCCUCAAAGAAAGCAUCUCAGGGUUCACAGAGCUCUCUCCAGAGGAGCUGAGACUGGAGUACUACAACACCAAGCCGUCUGGAGACCUGCAGGGAUAUGCUGACAUCAUCAAUCAGCUGCUCAACCAAUGGAGAUGCAGAGUCCAGGAGCUGAGGGCUAUGAGCGGCAACACCAGAGUCGCUAUGCUUGCAGAGCUAGGCAACCCAGCACCACGGGCAGCGUCUGGAGGUUUUGGGUCGACACCAGUGACCGGCUUUGGGUCCUCAGCACCAUCUGGCUUCGGAACAGGUUUUGGAGUGCCAGCCCAGGCUCCAGUCCAGGACACCGCAGGUGUCAGCAGUUUCAGCUUUGCUGCGCCGAGUGCAGGAGGCUUUGGUUCGGCUGCUCCAAAGCCUGCAGCGUCUGGUUUUGGCAGUGCUGUGGUAGGUGCCGCACCAUCUCCCGCUGGGAUCGGCUCUACGGCCGCCUCUGCUCCCUCGGCAGCCGGUUUCUCCUUUACCGCCCCUGCUGCCAACAAAGACCUAACUACUGCCGCUUUCGGAGCUUCUGCUUCAGGGUUUGGAGCUGCUGCCUCUGCUUCCGGGUUUAGCUUCACCUCGACGACCACUAGUGGAGGAGGAUUUAGAGGAAGUGGUUUCGGGAGUGCAGUCCCGGGGGCUGCAAGUGGUUUUGGACAGGCGAGUGGAGGGUUUGGGGGUUUGGUAGCAGGGGCAGGGGCGACUGGGGGGGCAGCAAACAGUCUCUUCUCCCCCCAGAGCCAGCUGAGUGAAGAGGAACUGAAGGAGUUUGGAGGGAAGAGGUUCACCCUGGGACAGAUACCACUGAGACCUCCCCCUGUUGAUAUGCUGGUGGUCUGAUCCCACCACUCAGACCUCCCCCUGUUGAUAUGCUGGUGGUCUGAUCCCACCACUCAGACCUCCCCCCUGUUGAUAUGCUGGUGGUCUGAUCCC